AUGACGCUGAAAGAAUAUCUUAUGAAAGUAAAAGAAGAAAUAAAAGAACGACAUUUUUGGAAAACUGUUCGUUGUGAGUUUUUUGGUACUUUGCUCUAUGUAUUGUUCGGAUGUGCAGCAACGGUUACUUGGAACGCAGAUAACCAUGAUCCCCACAAGAUAAUCCGUAUUAGUCUUAGUUUUGGAUUUAUUGAAUAUAUUCUGGUUUCUUCUCUUAGUCAUGCCAGUGGAUCACAAUUUAAUCCAGUUAUUACAAUAUCUACGCUUUGCACUAAAUACAUAACUUUCUUCAGAGCAACUUGUUACAUUUUUGUGCAACUUAUCGCGGGAAUCAUAUCGUCUGCUAUUCUAUAUGGAUUGGUACCCGAGUAUUCGCAAGAUCAUUUUGGAAUCAAUGUUUUUAAUCCAGAUGUUUCUCGUGGACAAGCGUUUGGAAUUGAAUUUCUAGGAACGUUUUUGUUUGUUUUUGCUUAUUUUUCCUCACUGAGGAAGAAAAACGAAAAACUGAUGCCAAAAGCUCUUCCGUGUGGCGUUUCUAUAGCGUCUGCUCACAUUUUUACGCUAAGGUUUGAAAAAAAACUUCCUUUUGUACAUGUAUAUUGUUUAUGUAACGUUGCUUUUUACGAGUUGAUGGUAUCAACUCAUGUUAUGUGACU
Molecule: messenger RNA, 656 nt
Organism: Saccostrea echinata
Lineage: Eukaryota; Metazoa; Mollusca; Bivalvia; Ostreida; Ostreidae
Product: lens fiber major intrinsic protein-like
Exons: 1
Coding region: 1-654 (217 amino acids)
Biological process (GO): transmembrane transport
Cellular component (GO): plasma membrane
Molecular function (GO): water channel activity
Source: RefSeq, a predicted model, not a curated record